AUGGACAAGCAGAUUGAUCUCGACUUCUUCCUUCCUUACUAUGGAUUUCGUUUCAAUUAUACUUUUAUCUACCAAGAAGGAUUUGUUGCGUUUUCGAAUCCAUGGUACAUCCAGCCACCAUAUUCGUUCCCGAACCCUCACUGGCCCAAUAAACCUGAUCCCAGUCUCAUUGCCGUAUUUAUGGCCGAACAACAGAUGCAACAUGUCGGGGACACCCGCAUCAGCAACGUGUGGUUUCGUGUGAUUGAAAGGCCAACAAACCUUAUUGGAUACAACAAUCUGCAAGUGGAUCCCGACGAGACCAACAGAGAACCGAGUUUGCAGCAACCAUUGGGUAUCUACAGUUACGACAAUCCGCGGUUUUACCGCACAUAUCGAGGUCGCCAGUUAAAAACUCAGCAAGGUCGACUAGAAGAUCCAGAAAUGUUGGACAGGAUCACGAGUCUCACCUGUGUACCUUUAGAGAUAUUCGUCAUUCGAUGGUGGGCGCUCGUGGAUGGAAGGCAGAUUAUGCGCUUGCUGGUGACAUGGGAACGAAUGAGCUACGGUGGAGCACCGAAAGUCACAGACAUGAGCAAAUACGAACAAGCGAAGCGAUGGCAAAACACCUACCAAAUGGUGCUUGCAACGGACGAAAUCCGCACGUACUGUAUGCUGAACUACGCGAAUAUCAACUGGACGUCUUCUUCACAGAGUGGAGCGCUCACUCGAGGACGAGGAGGCAAACAGAGUGCCUUGGUAGGGUUCAACGGUGGCAACGGUACCGGCUUCUACCAGCUCCCUUUCUCUUCCGAAGGCAACUCGUACAAGCUCGUCCAGUUCGGCUCAACUCAGGUAGCUGGACGUUGGCUGGCACGAAUCGAUGAGCAGAUCCAAUACGGCGGAUGUACGAAUGAUAGUACAGGGACCAUGGAGCUAUCGCAACAGUACGGUAACAUGCUUGGUGGAUUCGCGCUAAAUGUGACAGGUCCCUGCCUUCGUCCAUCUGACGUCAUCAAAAUGCAGUUCGACGAAAUUACGACGAUCGAUUGCGAAAGGAUCGAUAUGGUAAUGGCUCGAUGCGUGAUCCCAACCAAUACCGUGUUCAGGAUCGGCAUUGUAGAUGUGAAGCUGUCUGUGGACGCCGGAAAGAAUUACCCAUGGCAUACAAAAUUCUAUAUAAGUAUAGUCCAGCCAUGCAAUUGUCACGCCUUGAUCCCCUGCAUCUGA
Molecule: messenger RNA, 1209 nt
Organism: Cooperia oncophora
Lineage: Eukaryota; Metazoa; Nematoda; Chromadorea; Rhabditida; Trichostrongylidae
Source: the annotation of a GenBank genome assembly